CCGCCGUUUCCUUGAGAGCCGAGCGAGGAGGCAGGGGAGCGAUGCAGGAGCGCCUUGCUUGCCGCCUGGAUUAGGAACCAAUACCUAGAGAAAAUCCUAACGAACAAGGAAGAAGGGAGGAGAGAGAGAGAGGAGGAGGUUGCCGGGGGGAGCCCGCUCCAGUGGGCGAACAUCCGCUUUGAAUCGUGCCUCUGUUCCCAGGGAUUAGAGCUUGAAUGGGAGCAGCUUCCCGGCGGCGAUGGAGAGCGGAGGCAGCGGGCGCUGUGGGCACAAGGCUGCCUUCCAAACGGAUCCCUGAGGCUCCCAAGGGCUGCUCCRGCAGCGUCGUGUGAAGGUGCCCUCCUGCUCCUGGUCCCGGCAGCCGAGGCCCCUCCAAACCUGCUUCUGCAAUGGGUGGGUUGUAAGCACUGGUAAUGAGGAGCUGUGGGUCCAGUCAGUCUUGGAGAUGCCGAAGAGACGGGACAUCCUGGCUAUCGUGCUGAUAGUUCUGCCCUGGACACUGCUAAUCACCGUGUGGCACCAGAGCACCAUUGCUCCACUACUUGCAGUGCACAAGGAUGAUGGUGGUGACUCCCGGCGUGAUCUCGCUGCAGGCUUGGACUCCAAGGAAUACUGCUUGUCGGACCGGGACAUUGUGGAGGUGGUGAGGACAGAGUACGUUUAUACCCGCCCGCCCCCGUGGUCGGACACCCUUCCCACCAUCCACGUUAUCACGCCCACCUACAGCCGGCCGGUGCAGAAGGCAGAGCUGACGCGGCUGGCCAACACGCUGCUGCACGUGCCCAACCUGCACUGGAUCCUCGUGGAGGACUCGCAGCGGCGCACGCCGCUCAUCACGCGGCUGCUGCGCGACACCGGCCUCAACUACACGCACCUCAACGUGGAGACGCCCCGCAACUACAAGCUGCGCGGCGACACGCGCGACCCCCGCAUCCCUCGCGGCACCAUGCAGAGGAACCUGGCGCUGCGCUGGCUCAGAGAGACCUUCAACAAGAACAGCAGCCAGCCCGGCAUCGUUUAUUUCGCCGACGACGACAACACCUACAGCCUGGAGCUCUUUGAGGAGAUGCGCAGCACCAGGAAGGUGUCCGUGUGGCCCGUGGCCUUCGUGGGCGGCCUGCGCUACGAGUCGCCCAAAGUGAACGCCGCGGGCAAGGUGUACGGCUGGAAAACGGUGUUCGACCCGCACCGGCCCUUCGCUAUAGACAUGGCAGGCUUCGCCGUGAACCUCCGGCUCAUCCUGGCGCGCUCCCAGGCCUACUUCAAGCUGCGCGGUGUGAAGGGCGGCUACCAGGAGAGCAGCCUGCUGCGCGAGCUGGUCACCCUCAGCGAUCUGGAGCCCAAAGCUGCCAACUGCACCAAGAUUUUAGUCUGGCACACRAGGACCGAAAAGCCUGUGCUGGUGAACGAGGGGAAGAAAGGAUUCACAGAUCCCAAUGUGGAAAUCUGACUGUGCAUGGCCGAGCGGAGACCAGCAUCAGGAGAUUUCUCCACGCGCAGCCAGCGCGGCUCCUCUGCACAGCAUCCAGCCAGCGGUAGCCAGGACCUCUCCUGACCUCCAAGAGUUUUAUCGUUCUGAAAACAAGCAGCACUGCAUACAUAAACUGCCCGGCCUCCCCUUCCUCCCGGACUCUGAGCAGAGCCAGAGGCUCUGGAGCUGGAGAAAAAGCACAGCAAAUACCGGACCGACGUCGGCUUCAGUCGGGCUGCGCGGCUGGGAGAAGCGCGUGCAGGGCAUGAUGCACGAGGAGGAGGCCCAGUCGAGGCUGCGACGGCAGUCGAGGCUGAGGGGGCUGGUUUCACAGGACCUCAUUGCAAGGGUGAGAUUGCCCGCAGGAGCGUGCUGGCCCCGGUGACUUGUUUUUCCUGAGACACACGUACCUUGUGGCUAUGUGUGCAACCGCCUAAGCAGCUCUCUGUUCAUGGAGGGGACAGCUGCCUUCUGAGAUGGCACCUUAGCCCUUAAUUUUAAACCUACUUUAAUCAGUGUUUAUUUCAUUGCACAAGGCAGGAAGGUUUUGGGGGAGGGUGAAAAGCAAGGCAGGUUAGAACAAACCUCCAAGUAUUUCUGUUCUCUUUCUACCCCCUCUGUUUUCCCUUCAGUAGCUUCAUGGCCUGGAGGGCGUUCUGACAUAUCUCUGUGUUGCUGGAUCGAGUUACCUUUACAGAACGUGGUUCCCUAUUCACACUGGCUAAAUAAUUGGAGGUGGCUUUCAGUGAGAUUACUGUGGUCAUACAUGGUAACAGUUCAUUCGGGCUCAGAUCUUGGUUCUUUCUAGCCCUAAUUUUUUUCAUGUGUGGGGUUCUCUAAAGUGCUCCUACAUAAAGCCAAAUUUCAAUGCUUUAAAAAAAUAACCCCUAGCUAUAGCAGUUUUUAAGUGAUAAAAGGGGAUAUAAGUGCAUUUAACAUUGAACUAGAAUGUGUCCUUCAGCCUGAGCCCCUUUUUCAGGGCCAUGCCACCGAGCUAGUGGCGUGCAAGCCAGCCUGGAGCAGGUCAAGAAUUACCUUCUGAUGGAUAGAGAGGGAUCCUGUGCUUAGUGCUCUGUUUCUUCAGCGCCUGGCUUGAGGUAGGUUGAAAAACUAUCUAAGUAGAACGUUAGUCGCCUCUCCCCUGGUCCGUAACAGCAGGGUCAGAGAGCUUUGAUGCAGGGGUUUUCUCUGAUGAAACUGUGUUUUGCUCCUCAGUGAGACAGAUGACAGAGCAAUGCAGAAGAGGAACCUGGGUGCUACUACCUUGGUUGACUCAGUAUUUGAGAUUGACAAACUUGCUGAGGAAGAAAUUAAGGUAUAAUUUACCCCUUCUCCCUACCUCCAAUCCCUCUACAACAAUCUUCCCUCCCGCUUUGUAGCUGUUUUAAGCUUUUGAUCAACCUACACUGUCCCCAUUCUUUCAAAAAGGUCUGAAGCACAAUUUUACCUUUAAGUUAAAGGAAAAUAUAAUUCUGAAAAGAGACUCAGCUUUUUUACCCCUUAGCAUAUACAAUUACUAAAUACUAUAGAAGUGAUUGUUAGCUUUGCAGUGCAGAAGUCUCCCCUUAGACAAAUGAUAUAAUCUAUUUCAUAUCUUAAAAAAAAGAAAAAGGAUUUUUGGUAAGUUAUUUUCUCCUACUGUGUUUCCAAAUCAUUGGAGGAGUGUUGCAUUCUUUAGAGCCCAGUCAUGGAAGCCUUGCUAUGUAGCCUUUACCAAAACGUUCUGUCAGAGGCAAUGGCUGAAACGCUGCUUGGAUAGAAAGCACUCGAUGCUACUUGUCGCCAGCUGCACUUUGGGAACAGGCAUCAUUAUCUUGUAUUAAAGCAGGAGCUCUCUGCAUUUGAGCAGACUUACUCUAUUACUGUACUAGCACCCCAGGUUCAGCUCAGUCUGCAGACCCUGGGGUGGAAAGAGACACUUCUAAAGGAAUACCGAGUUUUCAUGCGACUCAAAUAGUUUCCAACUGACGUCCUCUUCUAGCUGCAUGUUUAGUUCCACUAAUGUUAGUUCUAGUCCCUGCUGGGUUGCAACCUUCCCUCCUUGGAAGGAAAAAACCUUCAGAAAAAAUGCAGAGGAUCAAGUCCAAAACUCAAUCCCGCGUAUACGCUCUGCUCUCCUCAGAGAACUGGUCACACAAGCCUGGCCCUUCCAGCUUGCAUGGAGGCUGUGUGGUCCUUGGGAGCAGGCACACAGGUUUACCAAGACCA
This is a messenger RNA of Nothoprocta perdicaria, 3679 nucleotides long. It is a transcript of the gene B3GAT1, whose product is annotated as beta-1,3-glucuronyltransferase 1. Lineage: Eukaryota; Metazoa; Chordata; Aves; Tinamiformes; Tinamidae. The coding region runs from base 446 to 1450 and encodes 334 amino acids. The transcript has 7 exons. Gene Ontology annotation, biological process: chondroitin sulfate proteoglycan biosynthetic process; carbohydrate metabolic process. Gene Ontology annotation, molecular function: galactosylgalactosylxylosylprotein 3-beta-glucuronosyltransferase activity. Gene Ontology annotation, cellular component: Golgi membrane. The record is from RefSeq and is a predicted model, not a curated record.